Scophthalmus maximus (turbot) is the source of this 2727-nucleotide messenger RNA. RefSeq names its product transmembrane protein 121. Bases 1218 to 2168 code for a protein of 316 amino acids. NCBI's taxonomy places the organism in Eukaryota, Metazoa, Chordata, Actinopteri, Pleuronectiformes, Scophthalmidae. The transcript has 2 exons. The record is from RefSeq and is a predicted model, not a curated record.
UCUGCUGAGCGUCACCUCCACACAGCAAGUGCCUUUACUUGAGCAGAAGAGAGUGAAGGAAGAGGAGGGUAGCUGCGAGAGAGAGUGAGAGAGAGAGAAACCCAGGAGUGGGUCUGAACGCACCAGAGGAGCAUCUCCCUGACUUUCGCAGAGAGGGCUGAGAAGUGCAGAAGAGACUGACGGGCAGAGAGGCACGCGGCGUUGGAGCAUCACAGCGCUGGUGGUGCUGGCAGAGGAUGCUGAGUGGAGACCGGGGAAUCCACUGGAGCAGUUGAUGCUGGUGUCCCUGGCAAAGAGCUGCUCGAGCAAAAGAGACAGAGAGCAGCGCAGCAGCCAGGAUCUUGCCAGAGGGGCAGCAUUUUACACCGACAACGAAGCGUGGAGACGGCUGAAACCUGCACACACACACACACACACACGCAUACAAACACACACAUUCACACAGACAAAAGGACAGUCAGACACACUGCAUUUACAGGAUUCAGCACUAGGAAACUUAAAGACUGAGAAACCGGAGGACAGCUUCAAAAUGUUUCCUUGUCUUGGUCAAGGAUGGUGAAUGCUGGAGAGGAAAACUUUUGGAGAGUAAAUUCUCUUGCCAUUUUGCCAUUUUUCUUUUCUUAUUUUUUGGAGUUGGGCGGUUAAACCCUCUAUCUGAGCACAGCACAAAACAACCUCUAUUCUUAGUUGCAGAAUUUUGAGAGCAGUCUUUGUGACCAUUAAGAUGCCUCCUCCUGAUUCAGUCUGAGCAGUAAGUGGAUUAUGAUGGCAAUAUUUUGGGGUUUCUCUUUUGUCUGAAAAAAAGAAGAAGAAAGAAAUCUGAAAUAUAUCCAUGACUGGUGGAUUUACGCCUAUCAGAGAAGGAGAGGAUCCUGUGCGUUUUCCCCUCUCUCCCCUGGUGGAUUACAGAUGGGCUUUGUGAUCUCCCGGCACAGUCUCAUGGAUGAUCGCUCGCUGCUAGUGAUAAGGAUCAAGUACAAAGAGGGACACAAGUGGCUUGGGCACAAGCAGAGAUUGAUUGAAGUGAUCUGUGAGAAUCCUAUUAAUGCAUCCUGGAUUCUGGCCAAGGCAGAAGCAAUGGAGGGGAACACCGCUGUCUAGCAGCACUAUCUGAUCUGCCUCCUCACUAGACAAACUGAGGACCCUUUGCACCCCCCUCCUCAACAACACUCUUCCUCUUCCUCCGCCUACCAGUCCUACCUAUCAGCCAGGCAAGGAUGGUACCCCCACCUCCCACCAACAAGCCCCACGUGUGCCUGUCCACCAUCCUGAUCAUGAGCAGCAUGGCGCUGAUCGAUGCCUACCUGGUGGAGCAGAACCAUGGACCACGCAAGAUUGGCAUCUGCAUCAUGGUGAUGGUGGGAGACAUCUGCUUCCUAAUUGUCUUGCGCUACGUAGCGGUGUGGGUGGGUGCCGAGGUGCGCACGGCCAAGCGAGGCUAUGCCAUGAUCCUCUGGUUCCUUUACAUCUUUGUGCUGGAAAUCAAGGUCUACUUUGUGUAUCAAAACUACAAGGCGGACAGGAAGAGCUUGGAUGCUCUCGCAAGGAAGGCACUCACAUUGCUGCUGUCCGUCUGCAUUCCGUUGCUGUUUGUGGUGCUGGUUGCUAUCGACCAUAUGGAGUAUGUGCGCGCUUUCAAGAAACGUGAGGAGAUCCGGAACCGUCUCUUCUGGGUGGUGGUGGACUUGCUGGAUAUUCUGGACAUCCAGGCCAACCUGUGGGAGCCGCAGAAAAAGGGACUCCCUCUGUGGGCGGAAGGGUUGAUGUUCUUCUACUGCUACAUCCUCCUGCUCGUUCUGCCCUGCGUGUCCUUGAGCGAGAUCAGCAUGCAGGGCAUCAACAUUGUGCCCCACAAGAUGCUCCUGUACCCCAUCCUCAGCCUGGUGACCAUCAACAUCAUCACGCUCUUCAUCCGCGGUGGGAACAUGAUUCUGUACAGGGACGCCAGGGUUUCUGGGAUCCUGAUAGGAAAGAACAUCCUGGCCAUCAUCCUAAAGACCUGCAGCUUUGUGCAGUACAGGAGACAGUUGCAGAACGCUCCUCCUGCCUUUGGGGUUGAGCUGCAGAAAAACUCUGGGGCCCACGCUCGCCCUGCCCCCACCCCACCUCAAGUGGUCAUCCAGGACCAGACGGCCCUUCCCGAGGUGACGACGUGUGAACACACAUGACAGAACAGGGAGCCGAAUCGUGGAAAUGUCUAUGUGAAAAUGUAUGACCCUCAGGACACUGGCAGGGCACAAUGUUCCACACCUUUAGGGUACGAGAACUCUCAUGUGGACACACAGGUGAUCAUCACCUCUACUGCUUAAUGGCACACAGGACACUGCAGACACUAGUGCUGUAUCCAAAGCUGUCAUGGUGCGAAAUACAGUAUCCCCCUUGUGAGUUUGUUUAAGCAUUUCCCCCUGUGAAUUCAGUCGACUGUGUUCCCCCCCCAAUUGUUUAAAAGAAAAAUGGCAACUACUGCAAGAUUAGAGGAUAUAUUUUUAAACUGUGUGUUGUUCUAAUCUUCACCUUUAGGGUCUGUGUGCUGUGGUGUGUUUUUCUGUUGCUCGAAUGUACUUAGUAGUUGAGGGCUUUAACAAGUCAGAGAGUGCAACCAAUGAGAGAAUCAAAGUAACGAGAAUGGAAACAACAGUUCAAGCUUUCUCUUGAAAGACGUGUGUUUUUAUAUGUGAUUCUUUGAUAAAGUAUUGUGUACAAGAUAAAGGCUUUAUUGCUCUUUCA